Molecule: messenger RNA, 971 nt
Organism: Ornithodoros turicata
Lineage: Eukaryota; Metazoa; Arthropoda; Arachnida; Ixodida; Argasidae
Exons: 5
Coding region: 72-884 (270 amino acids)
Source: RefSeq, a predicted model, not a curated record
UCCCGUCUUUCCUGCACUCCGAACCACAUAACCGGCGCAGUUGUUGCGGAAGGUUCUCCUCCGUCUCCGGUAUGAUCACUCAGGAGAUCCUUGAAGACUACCACCGUGACGGUGCCGUAUGCCUUCGUGGUGUCUUUGAGCCACGGUGGGUGGAAGCGGCACGAAAGGGUAUUGAGCAGACUAUGGAAAACCCUGGCCCCCAUUCCGAAAGACUCCAAGGUUCUUCUGGGUCUGCUUACUUCAACGACUACUGCAACUGGAGGCAGGUACCGGAAUUUGUGGAUUAUGUGUACAAGUCCCCGGCGGCAGAACUUGUCGGACAGUUGAUGCAGUCGAAGUGGGCCGCCUUCUACCACGAACACGUGCUGGUAAAAGACCCUGGAACUUCCCGGGAGACUCCAUGGCACCACGACCAAGCAUAUUACCCCAUUGAUGGCUUCAAGGUAUGUUCCAUCUGGAUGCCCGUCGACCCAGUUGGGGAGGAAACAAGCAUCCAGUUUGUGGCGGGAUCACAUCGCUGGGGGAAAUGGUUCUACCCGAGGAAGUUCGCCACAUUGAAGAACUAUGCGCUAGGCGACAAUCGUCUCGAUCACGAGUACGAAGACGUUCCCGUCGAAGAAAUCGACGGUGGAAAACACCGUAUACUCAAGUGGGCUGUUCAGCCUGGCGACUGCAUCGUGUUUCACAUGCGUACUCUUCAUGGCGCUCCGGGCAACGUCUCUCAAUCUGUUUCCAGGAGAGUACUGUCUACCAGAUGGCUCGGUGACGACGCCGUGAUGGCGAAACGGGCAUGGGACGUCUCGCCACCAACGAUGGGAGGCCUCCAGCCAGGGGACGCAGCGGUGUCUGAAGAGUUCCCGAUUAUUUGGAGGAGGAAAGAGUAACAACGAUAUGCACUCUGUGGAAAAGGCGCUGUGCUGUUGUAGGGUAAAUUAAAUCUCCAGGAAAUAUACGAGUUAUCACAGCUUGUA